GGCGCUGUCGGCAGGUCGGUGGUUCCCCGCUCGCCGUUGUUUCUCCGCUCUUUGCGGUUCGCGAGGCUGAAGAUGCUGAGCCGUUUGUCAGGUUUAGCAAGUUCUGUUUUGCAAGAGCUGUCAGGUGAUGAUGGAGAUGCAGUUACUGAAGCUGGAGAUUCAGUUACUGAAUCCUCUAUUCCUGUAAAAGCUGUAGAACCAGAAGCAGGAAGCAUGGAGGAGGCACCUGAGGAGCUCUUGGAGCGCCUGGCGCAAACAGAAAAACUGGUUGUUCAGCUGAAGGAUUUGAUCCGAGAAAAGGAUGCCCUGCUCCAGCAAAAAGAAACUGUACUUAAGGAAGAACGAGAAGCUGCAGAUGCCAAGCUGAUGAAGCUUAAACUUCAGGCCAAAGCCAAACUGGCCUCUCUGAACAAACGCAUUGAGGAGCUGGCAGAGAAAGGAUCACCAUUGCCUGCACAGACCUUACCAGAAGAGCAAGUGUGUCCCAAGUGUCAGAAUAACCAAAAUACAAGUGAAAGGCAUAGAGAGGAAGCUGAAGCACUACAAGAACUCCUCAGGGAGCGAGAGGAGACUGUUCAGGAUCUGCAGGAACAGCUGGCUCUAGCCAAAGUGAAUUUGAAAGAUGCUGAAAUCAAAUAUGCAACACAGCUGAGCUCCUUGGAGGAAGUAAUUCAAGAGAAGGAAGCUCUCCUGGAAGAGCAGGUUCACCAGCACCAAGCUGAAUUGCUCAAGAUAGUGGCCCAGUCAGAUCUGGAAGUAGAAGUGCAGCAGAACCUGCGUACACUUCAGAGAAAGCUAGAGGAGCAGGAAGCAGCUCUGCUGGGACGAACUCAGGUGGUAGAAUUGCUGCAACAGGAACUAAGUACUGCUGAACAACAAAACCAGACACUCAUAGGUCAGUGCCAGAAGAUGGAAGUGGACCUAAGUUCCCUGAGGGAUGUCCUAGAGGCAGAGAGACAACAGUCUCGGGAUCUCAGAGAGAAGAUGGAGCUAGAACUAGCUGAGAGGAAGCGGUCCUCCCAUUGCUUGCAGGAGGAGGUGCAAUGUCUCUCAGAGCAGCUGGAAGAAGCAAGAAGAGCACAAACUGAAUUAGAGGCGAAGUGUAAAGACCUGGAGCAGGAGCAAAGGCUGGAGGUGGAAGAGAAAAACCUGCAGAUCAGUUGUCUUAGAGUGGCUGAACAAGAGCUGCAAUCUAGCCAUGCUGCCCUUGUAGCUGAAAAUGACCGGCUGAAACAGGAUGUUGACCGGCUGUUGGUGCUGUCUGCCAACAAUAGUGCUACAAUACAGAAACUACAGGAUGAACUUGUACAGAAAUCUGAAGAAUUUGUCUGCUGUCAGAAUGAGCUGAAAUCCCAGUCAGUAGUGCAGGUCUCCAAAUUGGAGAAACAGGAUGAAACAACUUCACAGGAAAAAAUAAUAGAUCAGGAAGAUCAGAAAGGGACUUCACUUCUACCCACGGAAAACUUGGGAAGACAGGAGGCUGAAGGUGAAAUACCAAACUUUCAACUUGUUCUCCAGGAGCCUCAGCAAGGAGCUGUGAUGGUCACAGAAAAUGCAAAGCAGAACAAAAAAGUUGGACCUGAGGUGAAAUUGCAAGACCUGCAGACUCUGGAAGCUCCAGCCUCUUACAUAGACUGCUCUUCUACAGGUGUGUCAGAAGUGCUGGUGAAUUCUGAAGUGCAAAAGCCUUUUGAUGACACUUCAGUGCUCCCUGAGGCAAGAACAGAUGCCUUUCCCAAUGGAAGUGAGCAGUUUACUGAGGAAAGUUGUCCACCUGAAAUUCUAGAAUAUCUUGCUGCAGAGAAACAGAAAGAACUGUCAGGUUUGCUGCUGGAACUGAAAGAAGCCCAAGAAGAAAUAAAUUUUCUGAAAAGGCAGCUCAAGGGCCCAAAUGGUCCAACUUCUACAGGUAACCAAACAGGAGAAGGUAAUUCCCAGAUACGGUUUCUUGAGGGGGAAGAACAAAAGGCUUCAGAUACACAAAAUGAGUUUGGCAGUAGCUCAUUACUGAGAGAAAUAGAAAUUGGAGUGCUUCAGGAAACCAGAAUCGAUCUUCAAGAAGUGCCCCAGGGGAGUACUGUCCCCUGCAGAGAGGAGAUAGAGGCAAUGCAAGAGUCUACAGCAGAUCCAGAGCCUGGCAUCUCUCAAUCUCAAGAACUGAUCAAGUUGCAAAACCAAACUAGCGAACUGCAAAUAGUUCUGCAGAAAUCAGAAGAAUCUUAUAAGAAAGAUCUAGGAGAAAAAGAUGCAGAAAUAAAUAGGCUUAACCAGUUGGCUGAGGAAUACAGAAAAAAAAUAGAGGAUUCUGACAGUGCAUUUUGUGUUUUGAUUGAAGAACGAGAUCAGCUCCUGUGUCAGAUGAAGGAACUUUCUACCAUAACAGAACUGAAAGAGCAAGUGAGGCAACUUGAGGACAAUCUAGCUCUUUCAGAAAAGCAGAGACUGUCAGACAGUCAAAGCAGUCUUCUCAGAGAACAAAUCCAGAGCCUUAGAAAUGAAUUUAAAUCCAAGGAGAUAAAAAUUGAAGCUUUGCAAAAAGACUUGGAUGAAGCACAACUUCAGCUUUCUGACCAGGACGUGCAACUAAAACGUCUGAGAAGCCAGAUUGAGAAGAAAGAAUGUGAAGUACUUGAUCUAGAACAGCUUUUGAGGAAGAGUACAGCUGAGAUAAAAGAACUUUGCCAAAACUUAGCCUCAAAGGGGCAAGAAGCAGCAAGUCUAGAACAGCUUGUUGCUGAACACACCAGCUCCAUAGAGAGCCUGCAAAAAGCUUUGCUGGAGAAAGACCAACAGAUGACAGAGAUCAGUGUCAGCAUGUCUGAUAAAAUGGUUCUGCUGAAUGAAGAGAAAUUUUCUCUAGGAAAUGAGCUGAAGAGUCUGAAAGAGCAAAGGAGUCUGUUACUAAAGUAUCAGGAAGAAAAAGACCAAAACAUAGAAGCAAAAGAUAUAUGUCUGAAAUGUGGGACAUCUGAGCACCAGUAUGAGACAGAGGCAGUGUGUAAAGACACUGAGGUGUUAGUAAAUAAAGUUGAACUUCUGAAAAAAGAAAACGAGCAAGUAAAGCGGAAGUUGCAAGCAGCACUUGCUAACAGGAAGGAGCUUCUGAAGAAAGUUAGCAAACUGGAGAAUGAGUUAGUACACUUGCAAAGAGAACAUGAAUUGGAACCCUCAGUGACUCAAGCAGCUGAAGGGGAAGAAAAUUCAACAAGUGUGAUAAGCAGAGAAGUGAAUAUUGGAAACCAGCCCAGUAUAGAUUAUCUAAGUCAGCUGCUUUCUGAAAAGGAAUCUGAGUUGCAGAGCAUCCGGAAAGACCUGCGAGAUAAAGAAACAACUGAAGCACAAUUGCAGGCAGUGAUUGAGGAGAUGAGGCGAAGCUUGCAAGGUAGGACAAACAUUGUUCCAGUUAAAGAUGAAAUCAUGGGGAGUCAGACAAUUGCUGACAAAAAUGUUGAGACCAAUAAAAGCCCAAAAGAUAAUGAAGAAAAUGAAAAAAAUACUUCAGAAGUUAAAAAUCUUGAAGAAAACCAAAAGUCUGCUCUGAAAGAGAGAAUUUCAGCUCUUGAACAAGAAAAAGAACAACUUCAAAAAAAACUUCAGGAAGCUCUGGCAUCUCGCAAAGACACUAUAAAAAAAGCUCAAGAAAAAGACAGGCAUCACAGAGAACAGCUGAAACAGCAGAAAGAUGAUUACAACAUCCUACAAGAAAAAUUUGAUAAGCAAAGCAAAGAGAAAGAGAGCAUCCAAGCUCAGCUCAGACAACUCCAAGAACAGAAAGGAUCAAGAGAGAGUGUUCUUUUAAAUCCAGGAGGGUUGGAUUCUUCAUGCACAGAAGCAGAAAAUACAACAAAUAACAAGCUUGUACAAGUUGCAGAUGUUUCUGGGGAAGAGGAAAAACUUGAAAAAUUGUGGAUGAAGAAGGAAGAAUUGGAAUAUAAUCUUAGCCAUAUGCAAAGUGAACUUGCUUGCAAAUCAGAAUUAGUCUUUCAUUUGCAAGAGCACACAGCACAGUUGUUUCUGGAGAUAGAAAGGCUGAAGAGAACCUCUGAUCAAGCUGAGGCUAAAGCAGCAAGUCUUCAGGCAGAAUUGGAGAUGAGUCGAGCAAAAAUUUCGAGAGAGGGCAGUCUGGAAGACCUGAAAACACUUAUACACAAAAAGGAUGAAGAAAUUGAAUUUCUUAAUUUGCAGUUAAGGGAGAAAAGUGAGGCUCUCAGUAAUGUGCAGGCACAGUUGCUGGAAAAAGAGGAUUCAGUCAAGAAACUAUGUAGUCAAUUGGAAACUCAAGCUCAGGUACAUGAGGAGCAAAGCAAGCGACUGCAAACAGAGUUACUUGAAAUUCAGGAGAAGCAAGAUGAUCGUGCAGAAGCAGCUAAACAGAAGAAUCAAAUGCAGAGAAAGUUGCAAGCUGCACUUAUCUCUAGAAAAGAGGCACUAAAGGAGAGCAGAUCUCUAAAAGAGGAGCUGGCUAAUGCAAAAAUUACUAUUGAAAAUCUUUGUGUCAAGUUGACAAAUAUGGAAAGCCAAAUAUGUGGCCACGUUAAAGAAAGGGAUACUUUAACAGAAAAGUUAGCAGGCCUCACUGAAGAGCGAGAAAAACUUAUUGCAGAAGUUGAUAAAGUACUUACAGAAAAUCAGAAUCUUGAUGGAUGCUGUAAAAACCUGACAUUUACUCUGGAUAAAGUUGUUUUAGAGAAGGAGAAGCUGGAGAAGGAGAUGGGAUCCUUGAAAUGCUUUCAAGCUGCUGAGUGUUCUGAGUGGCAUGAGAAAUACAGGGAGCUUCAGAAAGAAUAUGAAACUCUCCUGCAGUCCUAUGAGAAUGUGAGUAAUGAGGCUGAGCGGAUUCAGCAUGUUUUGGAAACUGUUAGGCAGGAAAAACAGGAAAUCUUCAUUAAGUUGAAAAGCGUUGAAGCAAAAAAAGAAGAAACAGAUAAGCAGCUACAGGAAGCUGGACAAGAAAUUGAUGGAAUGAAGGAGAAAAUGAGGAAAUUUGCAAAAUCAAAGCAGCUAAAGAUCCUGGAACUAGAGGAGGAGAAUGAGAAGCUUAGAGCAGAGAUGCAUUUUACAGAUGGAGAGCCACACAGGACUGUAGAUGUCGUUACAAACGCUAACAUGAAAGAAGAUCUGGAGAGCUCUAGGAGGGAUUACCAGUCUCUUUCUACUCAGCUUGAGACAGUAAUGGCUGAAAAGAAGUCUCUUAGUCAAGAGAUCACAGACUUAAAGCGUCAGUUGCAGUUAGCAGAAUCUAAGCUGAAGGAAAGCAGAGAACUGUUAGACAAGUAUGUUUCUCAGAAGACAAUAGAGGAAGAAACAAAUGAGGCAGUUCUCACACCACCACCAGUGGAGAGGACUGAAAAUCAAGUGGACAUAAGUUUUAGACCAGAGUCGUCUCCUGCAGAGCUGGAACAAAAUGCAAUUGGAGGUAGUAGUACUUGUGAAGAUCUUGGUACCUACAUACAGCAGAUAGCUGAGCUCACAAAGCGAAUCACGGAACUAGAAGAUAAUAGGAGGGCUUCAGAGCAACAGCUGGAUGACAUCCACGUGUGUGCUGAGACUUUAGCAGGUGAGAAAAGGGCUUUAGAGACCCAAAUGGAAGAGAAAGUCCAUGAAUUGAAUGCUUUUCAGGACACAGUUGCAAAGAUGGAACAAACAGUCCAAAAAGCCAAAGAUGACCUCAUCAGGAUGACAGAACUGAAGGACACACUACAGGCUGAGAAGGAUGAUUUGGAAGAAAGGCUCAUGAAUCAACUGGCAGAACUUAAUGGCAGUAUUGGAAACUAUCAGCAGGAUGCAAAAGACUUGCAGAUCAAAAAUGAGCAACUGCAACAUGAGCUUCAGGGUUUGCAGAGAAUGGUGCAUGAACUGGAGGAGGAGAAAUGUCAGAUGGCAAAGGAGAACAGUAAAGCAAGUUCAGAAAAGCAAAAGGAAUUUGUAGAAAAGUUAAAAUGCAGUUGGAGGGGAGACAGCAGCACAUAUGUAAAGGAACUUCAGGAACUGCUGAAACAGAAACAGCAGGAGAUUAAGCAGCUGCAGAAGGACUGUAUUAAAAGCCAGGAAAAGAACAGUAGUUUAGAAAGAACUGUUAAAGCUCUGGAAUUUCUGCAGAGUGAGUCUCAGAAAGAGAUAGAAGCAGCCAAGGAGACUUUAGCUAAAGCAGUUCAAGACACUAAGAAAGCCCAGGCAGAACUUGCUCUCUGCAGAGUAGUACUGGAUGACACCCAGAGUGAGGCAGCAAGGGUUCUAGCAGAGAGUGCCAAAGUGAAAGAAGAGUUGCAGGCAAACAAAGAGAAUAUUAAAAUUCAAAUGAAGAAAAAAGAUGAAGACUUUGAGAGAAGACUGGAGCAGGAAAAAGACAAGCACUCAAAAGAAAUUAAAAGUGUGGAAGAAAAGCUAGCAGCUUUGCAGAGGGAGAAGGACUACCUGGAAACGACUGUUUGUGAUCUUCAAAACUCAUUGAAGACAAAGGAUCAAGAAGCCAAGCAAUUGGAAGGCAACCUAAACAAAACACUAGCCCAGCUUGCAGCCUUCACCAGGAGCAUGUCUUCCCUUCAGGAUGACAGGGAUAGAGUAAUAGAUGAAUCAAAAACAUGGGAGAAAAAAUUCACUGAAACUAUUCAAAAGAAGGAGGAAGAAAUACGUUCAAAAGAGGAAACUUGUGUUGCUCUAAAGGACCAAAUGAAGCAGAUGACCAUACAUGUGGAAGAACUUCAGACUCAUAUAUCCAGGCUGGAACGCAACAAGAAAGACUGGGAGUCUGAAUCCGGGAAGGAGAUUCAGCAUCAUCAAAAGACAUGUGAAAUGUUAGAGGAGGAAAAAAAGGAGCUUUUGACUCAGCUUGAAGGAUCUCAAAAACUGUACAGCAAGUCUCAAAAUGAACAGCAAAAAUUGGAGUCAGAAAUCAGCAGCCUAAGAGACCAGCUUGCUGACUUACAGAAUUUCUUCACCAAAUGUGAAUCAGUCAGAGAAGAGCUGGGGAGCAUGGUUAAGCAACAAGAGGCCAGUAUCCAGAAUUUCAAAUUCACCUGUGAACAGCUUGAGGGUGAUCUGCAAGCUUCCAAGGAUCUAACAAAUAAGCUGUAUGAAGAAAUUAGUGCCAAAGAUCAAAAGAUCAUUAGUUUGCUGUCUGCCAAGGAGGAAGCAGUUAUGGCUGCUCUAUCUGAAUUACAGCAGCUACAUUCUGAAGAAAUGAAUGAGUUGGAGCAGAGACUACAUAAGGAGGAAGAAGAUAAAAAAGCGCUGGAAAAUGAGAAGAACAAAUUUCUUGACAAACUUGACUGUCUCACUGAAAAGAUGAAAAUAAGCAGAGAAGAAAGUAAGCAGCAGAAGGCACAACUGGACUCUUUCACUAAGUCCAUGUUAUCUUUGCAAGAUGACAGAGACCGCAUUCUGAGAGACUACAAGCAACUUGAGGAACGUCAUCUUACUAUAAUCUUGGAAAAAGACCAGCUAAUUCAAGAGGCAGCUGCUGAAAACAAUAAGCUUAAGGAAGAAAUUAGAAGUUUUCAUAGCCGGAUGGAUGACCUAAACUCUGAGAAUGCCAAGCUGAAAGCAGAAUUGGUGAGGUAUAGAGAAGACUUGAACCAAGUGAUUUCGAUAAAGGACUGCCAACAGAAACAACUUCUCAAAACACAGCUUCAGCGGAGCCAGACUCUGGAAAAGGAGAAGGUAAUCAUAGAAAUACAGCUGAAAGAGUCUGAGCAUGUUCAGGAUGAUCUCAGGAAGUGCAUGGAAGCUUUGAGAGAGGAUAAAGUCAGUAUGUUGCAAGAGAUUGAAACCCUUACAUCCUCUCUGUCUCAGGUGCAGAAUGAGGUGACAGCAUUACGUGAGGGAAGUCCUAUCAUGGAUUAUCAAGCCCAACUGAAGGCCCGAGAGGAAGAGGCACAAGAGCUGACUCAUAAGCUUUCCCUCUCUCAUAAAAGGAUAACAGAACUUGAGGCAGAACUAGUAUCUGUUCAGAGGGAUGCAGCCAAGAGAGUGGGAGAGGCUGAGGACAGGCUUCGGAAGGAAUUGAAGCACCUACAUCAUGAUGCAGGGAUAAUGAGGAAUGAAACAGAAACAGCAGAAGAGAGAGUAGCAGAGUUGGCAAGGGACUUGAUGGAAAUGGAACAGAAACUUCUUGCGGUCACAGAUGAAAACAAAGAUCUCAGAGCUCAAAUUCAGUCUUUUGGGAAGUCCAUGAGCUCUCUUCAGGAUAGCUGGGACCAGGCCAACGAAGAGCUUCAUGUUUUGAAACAGAAAUACUCUGCAGAUUUAGAGGAACAAAAGACUCUAGUGCAAAAUCUUCAGAAAGAGGUGAUUCAUCUACAAGAGGAGCAACAUUUCACUGCCAGGGACCGAGAUACGGCAAGGUCUGAGCUGGCAGAACUGCAGAAAGCCACUGAGGAAAGAGGUCUUUUGGCUGAGAUUGGGAAACUUAAUCAGAAGCUCAGAGCAAAAGAUGAUGAGCUUCUCCAGUUGUCUUCAGAACUGGAAAGCUCUUCCGACCAAAUCAAAUCUUUCUCCAAGGCUAUGGCAAGCCUGCAGAAUGAGCGAGACUGUCUGCUGAAUGAAUUGAAAACACGUAAGAUUGAAGAAGCGAAGCAAAAAGCAGAAGGGAGCACUUCCACCGCUCCUUCAGAAGUGCAGAGUCUUAAGAAGGCAUUGUCCUCCUUGCAGAAUGACAGAGACAGAGUAGUAAGAGAGUUGAAGAAUCUGCAGCAGCAAUACAUCCUCAUUGGGGUAGAAUCAGCUGAAAAUUCUCGCUUAAAAGCACAACUGCAGGAAUACCAGCAAGAGGCAGAUAAACAGCGCUGUCUCCAAGAACAGCUGAAGCAAGAAAGUAUUUCCUACCAGCAGGAGAUCCAUCAGCUUAGACAAGAGAAAACUACCUGGGAAAAGCAGAACAGCAGCAUAAAGGAGCAGUACCUGAUGGUCAUAGCAGAAAAAGACAAGCAACUAAGCCAUUUACAAAGAAUUAUGCAAGAAAUGGGACGGCCCCUCAACAAGUCUCAAGUUGUAGAGGAGCAGUACCAAACAAAGAUUUCUUCAGAAACUCUGAGAGGGGACUUCUCAAGCCUUGAAACGGAGACAAAACAUCUCCAGGCCCAGCUAAGUGACAGCCUGAAAGAACUGCACCAAAAAGAGCUCAGAAUUCAGCAGUUAAACAGCAAGCUGUCUCAGGUCUUUGAGGAGAAAAAUGCCCUCUCCCUCCAGUUGCGUGGUAGCAGUCGGAGCAUCUGUGAGAGUCAUCAGCACUACAGUGAGGUUCUAAACCGCUGCUUGGUGCUUGAGAGGCAGCUCCAGGAGCUGCAGUCUGCAGACAAGGGCAUGGAGUUGUUUGCAACAGAUGCUGCUCCAGGAGCACCCCAAGAAAAGAAUGAGCCCCAGAGAGGCAGUUACACACCAGAACUGCAGGAGCUGCAGCUGAGGUUGUCUGAAACAGAACAUUUACAUAGCAGCACAAAGCAGGAUAUGAGGUAUUUGGAGGAGCAGCUAGAGGAAGAACGGGACCGUCGUCUUGCUGUGGAGGAGGUGCUCUCUGCAGCACAGGAUCAGAUCAGGAGGUUGCAGUCAAGUGAGUGGACGUCUUCCCUAAGUGCUAGCAUUGAUGUGACUCCAAGUCAAGAGCAUUCCUUGCUGAUUGACUCCAUGGAUAAUUUUAGCAAAAUGAAGCCCUGCUGAAGAGUUUGCACCCUGGUCUCUUCAAGACUUGGGGGUGAUGCUCUCAAGAGCAGCAUCAGCAGAAUUAUGACACGAGCAAUAACUGGAUGCUGUUCUGUGCUCAUGCUUGGGGUUUGUUACCAGAAUAGACAGUUUUUUCUUUCUACUGGAACUUUGCCAGUUGAUGUUACACUGACUCCUGGAAGAGGCCCCGUAGAAUAACGUCCAUCUACAGCAGCUGGUUCAACAGCUUCAGAAGUCCUUUUGCUGCAAGUGUGAAACAACACAUAAUCAUUUUCUUCUUUUAGGCCAGAUUCCUAGUAGCUCAAGGCUCUAGCAGAGAAGUACCAUUGAGCCAUUUGUUUAUAUUUCACUUGGAGGGCCUAGAAAUUCAUAGAGACCAAGUGUUAAAGGGAGAUGUUCUGCAUUCUGCUGCCUUUUCUCAAGCAGAAUUGGAGAGAGCUGGUUCAUGAGAAACCUGCAGAGAGCAGGGAAAGGGGAAUAUUUCACAGAGGAUUUGCUCUAGAGGUCAAAUCUGGCAGUGGAACAGAUUUGGGAAGGUUCAUGCUCAUUAACCUUCAUGGUCUGGAGAGCUCUGGGUGAAGGCAGCUGGGGACAUAUCCAUUCCUGGUACUGACUGGUCUCUCUUCUACUCUUCCAGACUCGGAAUAUCCUUGGACUACGACGCCUGUUACGCUCUCUCUUCCGUUCUAGGACCCACUUGCCUCUGCUAGUGGCCAUGUAUCUGCUUGCUCUCCAUGUCCUUCUCUUCCUGUGCUUUACAGGCCACCUAUGAACAGGAAUAACAGCCUUUUCUGGAGCCACAACCCUCUGUGUAAUGAGGGUCUGCAUUCUCUAUUGACAUGGUAGCACUUCACCCAACUGCCUUCUUUUUCCAAGUCAGCUCGUAAGGAGUAGCUGCACACAGCAGCUUGCACCUAGGUUGCUUGCUGUCUAAGUAUGCAGCAGCCAGUGCCGAUGCUUGGGACCUGUUUCCAGGACAUCUGCCAUUCCUUCGGUGUUUUAAAUGAGUGGUAUGUUUUCUAAGCCAGGGUCCUCAUGCUACAAGCUUCAAGGAUAGAAUUUCUUCCUAUAGCUGGAGGUAGCACCACCCAUUUUAGAUAGUAUUGUGCUGUGGUAGCAAUAAGAAAAAUAUUGAGUUGCUGCAGUACUACACCGCUUCUAGGAACUGCAGAAUCUUCCCCCUCUUAGACCGGUCAGUAAGUUGGGUUGGGGAAACCCUGUAGCUAGAUACAAGAGUGAGCAGCUUCUUCCUUCUCUUCCAUCCCUUAGAUUUGCUCCGUGUCUCAGUGCUGCUUGAAAUGCAUAUCCUAAGGAAGUUGUGGAUGCUUUAAGGAACAUGAAUUGAAUUUGAAAAUUGUGAUUCCUGCCCAGUUGCAUCUCCUGUUGAAAAAAGGCCAAAAUUAGUGUAUCUGGACCUGCUGAGCAUUCCAUGUAGAAGCAGUCAUAUAUCUGCCCUGACAAGCUUGUAAAAUAACAUCAGUAAUUUAGUUAUUGAAAAGGAAUAGGAAACAAACUUUUUAGCCCUAAGUUAAUAACCUUGCCAGUUAAAGCAUUUGUGCACCUCACAUGAUGGAAGGUGCUUGCAUACCUCUAGAAAUCAGAGCUUCCAUGCUCCAGCAUUCUAAUCCACUGAACCCUUGCCACAAGAUUAAAGCUGUACAGGCUGUGCUUAAGGGUUCCAUAAUGCAGAAUGUGGGCCCAAAUCAAAAGCAGAAGCUCCAGAAAUAAACUGUUCCCCCUAUGCUGAGGAGCGGACUACAAUUUCAGAACCUUCUGACAUCUCUGCUUUAGGAAAAGCCUCUUGUAGAAAGCUAGUGCUGGUCAUUGGACUUGUUUGAAUCUAAAGCAAAUGGAUGUAAAUGAACUUGACCUUACAGGAUAUAUGGAAAGCUGACUUUUCUAAAGAACUCCUGAAUAUGUCGUAGAAUUGAGACCACCCUGUUCCAAGGGGAGAAUGCUGAAUACGAAGAAGAUAGUUCCAGUCAAGUUCCCUGUCGAGAGACCAAGUGGUCAUUCUGUUCAGAGUACUUGCUAGAAGGAUUCUAUCUGCCUCUUACUAUAGUAUUAACAGUCUUGUUUUUCCCAUGGGAAAGAGGUAAUUCUUCUGAUAUUGCUGGUAAAGAAAGAUUCUCUAGCCAGUAAACAAAGCCUGUUUGAGAAUGGGAUGAUUUCAUCACGGUAAAAUAACUGGAUUUCUGGCAGGUCCAGAACAUUGGUAUUAUGUAUUCAUUUGUGCACUACCCUUGAUUAUCUGUGUGGACUUCCUCAACUAUAUAAAAUUCAGAGACCAAAUACUUUGCCUAUAGCUUCCUGGGACAUAUAUAUAUAAUAAAGAUUAUUUUUCAGAUGCAA
Messenger RNA from Strigops habroptila (Kakapo), 12009 nucleotides. RefSeq names its product golgin B1 (gene GOLGB1). Lineage: Eukaryota; Metazoa; Chordata; Aves; Psittaciformes; Psittacidae. Gene Ontology annotation, cellular component: cis-Golgi network; Golgi apparatus; endoplasmic reticulum-Golgi intermediate compartment. The record is from RefSeq and is a predicted model, not a curated record. Bases 73 to 9654 code for a protein of 3193 amino acids. The transcript is spliced from 23 exons.